AUGGUGACAAGUGAAGUGGGCGCAUCGAAAGUAACUAGUGAGCCUGCUAGCAGCACAGGCGCUAAGCCAGCGAGCACAACUAUGACUGAAAAGGCCGAUGAGCCGAUUAAGUGUCUCUGGACAGGUUGUGGGAUCGAGUGUGCCAAUGCUGAGGCUUUGUACCACCAUUUGUGCGAUGAUCACGUUGGGCGUAUCAGCAAAAACAACCUUUGCUUGACAUGCUCGUGGGACAACUGUGGGGCCAGCUACGGUAAACGCGACCAUAUCACGAGCCACAUUCGAAUUCAUACGCCACUGAAGCCUUUCACUUGCAGUACCUGUGGCAAGAACUUCAAACGCUCACAAGAUCUUAAGAAACAUGGACGAACCCACCAGGAUACGACAUCACCUGCCUCAAUGGACAUGAACAUGCCAUCAACUACGAUGCCGAAAAGCGCAGCAUCUUCCACGAAUGAUGCCCUCCAAAUUCCUGUGGACCCUGUAGACAAUGUGGCAACGCCUGCUUUCUCGGCAGGAUCUUCUCCAGGUUCUCUGUCUCCAUCGUUGUCUCCCCAGGCAAGAAUGUCAAGGUAUGAGAUGCAAGACAAUGGCGUUUAUCCAGACCGCUACCGAGGUAACAUGUACCCGUCUAUCCCGCACUAUCAAGAGGCUAUGGACCCAUAUAUUUCGAUGCGUACUGAGUCUGAAAUGUAUGGGUCCAUGCCUGGGCAGCACAAUGGUAUGUCCGCGGUGCCACAAGAUCCAGUGUUUAUGGACCGACGUGCUCUGCCGACGGAAUCACUGAAGCGAGCCCGGCCGGCAGUAGACGAGUUUUGGAAUGACGUGCGUCGGAAGAAAGUGACCCCUACGUAUGAUCAAAACAUGGCGGAGCGUCUUGAUAAUCUAUGGGUGCCUCGUGUAGGCUUGGACCAGAAUGAUCUGGAUACAUUCCUGAACGAGUCAGUCGACGUGAUUAAUGCAAUGACACCUAUGCAAAAUGAUGUCCGUUUCUCGACUGGAUUUUCACCCCGAAACAACUUGGUCGAUAUGAAUACAUGGCUCUUGCAGCUGGGCGUGAAUAUGAACAGGACAAACAGGUUCGAUGGGCAGGCUGUGCCUCAAUUUGGCCAAUCCAUGGACUUUACUCAAUCAUUGCAACAGCUGGGUCUGGGACAUAUCCCAGGGAUUGAUAUGGUCCCUGGAUUGAUGUCAGGCGUCAUGGAAUCAAACGGGUUGCAGCCACAAGCGCCUAUGUACGACAAGGACGUGCAUCCAGUGUAUCGUCAAGUACAGCCGCUUAUGCGAGCACCACCUACUAGCACAAAGAUGGAAGAGGAUAUGGAGGUGGAUGUGCCACCUGUACAGAAAUUGUCCUCUGGCAGUGCAUCGCCCCAGUCGACAAGAGACUCAAGCCGAUCUCCCUCGCCGCAUUUGCCAAUGUACCCCAGCUUGCCCGCCGGUGGAAAGAUGGACAUGAACAGGCCACCUCGUCGAGGUCCUAGUAAUGAUGGCCCCAAUACGCGUGAACGUCAUAUGCGUCUGAUUUUGAAUCUACUUCUUGCGCUGAACCAGAAAAAGCGCCUAGAUCCCAACACAGGCAAAGCUGUGCCUUUGCGCCAUGGGUGA
This is a messenger RNA of Malassezia pachydermatis, 1605 nucleotides long. RefSeq names its product transcription factor. The transcript is spliced from 2 exons. Gene Ontology annotation, cellular component: nucleus. The record is from RefSeq and is a predicted model, not a curated record. Bases 1 to 1605 code for a protein of 534 amino acids. NCBI's taxonomy places the organism in Eukaryota, Fungi, Basidiomycota, Malasseziomycetes, Malasseziales, Malasseziaceae. Gene Ontology annotation, biological process: positive regulation of transcription by RNA polymerase II.